Messenger RNA from Achroia grisella, 10668 nucleotides. RefSeq names its product laminin subunit alpha-1 (gene wb). Lineage: Eukaryota; Metazoa; Arthropoda; Insecta; Lepidoptera; Pyralidae. Gene Ontology annotation, biological process: axon guidance. Gene Ontology annotation, cellular component: basement membrane. Bases 114 to 10190 code for a protein of 3358 amino acids. The transcript is spliced from 51 exons. The record is from RefSeq and is a predicted model, not a curated record.
AAUUAGUUUUAAUUAGUUGUACGAAAUAGAUUGUUUUUUACAUAUUUUUCGUGUUUGUCGGCUUCUCGCGUUUUCUGUGGUAAUUUACGUGUGGUGUGGUGUGAUGGUGUAGAAUGUGGUACCGGUGGUUGGUGGUGACGGUGCUGGUGGCAGCAGCCGCUGGCAAGGGGAAGAAGCAUCGCCAUCAGAAACCUGGUAGAGCACUCUUGGAUCGGCUGGCGAGCACCAACGAGGGUGAGGUUGUGGUGAACGGAGACACGAGCAGCGGUUUGUUACCUGCUCCGCUCGACGUGGCUCCUUACUCUGUAAUCACAGCUAACGCAACAUGUGGAGAUGCUGGCAGUGAGGAGUAUUGCAGAGAUACCCCUGGCAAGCGUGGCGUGGUUUGCGAUGUGUGCGAAGGUCUCGACGGAUCUCCAUCACGGCGACGACCACCGUCGCACGCCAUCGACGGUAACCCUGCCACCUGGUGGCAGAGCCCCACACAAGCGGCCGGCGAUGAGUACAGUCAUGUGGCGCUGGUGGCCACCUUGCCUGAUAAAAUGGAACUGCUCCACGUGAUAAUUAAAUCAGGACCUUCGCCGCGCCCACUGGCGUGGUCUCUGGAGGUGUCCCCAUCGGUCGGUGGCGAAGAUUGGCGGAUGAUUCGCGCAUUUGGGGACAGGGAACACUGUCGUCGUCUUUGGGACCUCCGACCAGAGAGGCGGAGAAGGAAGGCGAGAGGUGCCAAGAGAGCUAAUAGAUCGGACAAGCUGACAUGCUCGACGCAAUUUGUUAGUCCGCGUCCUUUAGAGAAUGGAGAGAUGCACGUGGGCGUGGGCGAGGGUGUGUGGGCGCGGCGCGUGCGCGUGUCAUUUCGCGGCUCACAUCCGGGUCCGGCGCUCCGCCGGUACUACACCGUGCGCGCGCUCACGCUUGCCGCACGUUGUCUCUGUCACGGACACGCAGCGCACUGUCAUAUCGAUUCACAGGGUACUAAGUGUUCAUGCGAGCACGACACCUGUGGGGCACAUUGUGAGCGAUGCUGUUCCGGCAGCGUGUGGUCUGCUGGUGUGCCGUGUCCUCAGCAACCGGACUGCUCUUGUGGAGACCGCGGUGCAUGUACCUACGACGACACUGGUGCUAUUAUAUGCCUAAACUGUACGGAAAAUCGAGCAGGUCCAUUGUGUGACCGGUGUCUCAUUGGACACUACAAUGUUCUACCAGACGGACCGUGCAUGCCCUGCGAAUGUGAUCCUGAAGGUUCAGAAGGCACUUGUAAAUGGGAUAGAAAGCAUCACAGAGUGAUGUGUGAUUGCCGGCCAGGCAUCGCCGGGGCGCACUGCGAUGCUUGUAAAGACAAAACAGCUACUUUCCCCGCCUGUUUACCACCAACGACUCCUGCUGUACCGGACUGCAAAUGUGACCCUAGGGGUAUAGUGGACCCCAUGAGGAUCUGUGACGAAGUUUGUGAAUGCAAGAAAAAUGUUGUAGGAGAGCGAUGCGACACGUGCGCGAGUGGCCAUUUUGGUUUGAGUGAAGAGCUGGCGGCCGGUUGUCGGCCAUGUUACUGUUCUCACAUCACUGACUCGUGCGUGACAGCAGAUCACGUCCAACAGCCACCGGUGGUGUUACCUCUAGAAGAUGCGUGGUUGAUAAGCGACGUAGAAGGUAACCAGACACUACAAGCAUCCAUCGAGCAAGGCAAACCCUAUUUAAUUAGCUACGAGGUUGAAGGAUGGGAGUCUUUCUAUUGGUCUACCAACUCCUGGAACGGAGAACAACUGUCGAUGUACGGAGGUGAGAUCCACGCCACACUCAACUGGGGCAUAGUUAGAGGAGAUACAGGAGGGAAUCCUACUGUUGGACCUGAUGUUAUAUUGGUUGGUGCUGAUGGUACAAAGUUAGCAUCGUCGAAUACGAGCUAUGAGACUGCUGGUCAGCUGGAGAUAUCAGUGCCGCUGGAAGAGGAUGCAUGGUACGUGUUGGGUGAGGAAGAAAGAUGGGGCGCGACACGGGUUCAACUCAUGGACGUUCUGCGUGACGUCGACCAUCUCUUGCUGCGUGCACAUUUACAUCUCGAUCAGGAUGAGGUGCGACUGGAGAGCGUGGGUAUGAGGCCGCCAGUUUACCCGAGCGAGACGUGCGCGUGCCCGAAUGGAUACGCGGGCGCGCACUGCUCGCGCUGCGCGUGGGGUCACGCGCGGAUAUUGCACGCGCGCGCAGCUACGCCGCGCUUCGAGUGCCUGCCUUGCGCGUGCAACUCGCAUGCCAUCUGCGAUGCAGUGGAAGGCCCAUGCGGACCGUGCCAGCACAAUACGACUGGACCGCACUGCGAGCGAUGUCUGCCGGGACACUACGGAAACCCUGUACAGGGCGCGUGCAAGCCGUGUGCCUGUCCGCUGUACAUAGCGUCGAACAACUUCAGCCCGAACUGCGCGCUGGCGUCGUCGUCCGGCGACGAGUACGUGUGCACGCAGUGCCCGGACGGGUACGCGGGGGACCACUGCGAGCACUGCGAAGCAGGGUACUGGGGCUCGCCCGGCACCCCGGGGGGCGCGUGCCGGCCCUGUGCGUGUGGGGGCGCGCCCUGCCGCUCCGACACCGGACAGUGUCUGGUGUGCCCGCCGCACGCGGAGGGCGCGCGGUGCGAUACCUGCCAGGAGGGCUACUGGCCGGGCCCUGCGGGUACGGAGAUGGCGUGCGUGUCAUGCGCGUGCGGCGCGGGCGCACUGGCGGCGGCGUGCGAAGCGCGCAGUGGGCAGUGCGCGUGCCGCCAGGGCUGGUCUGGCCGCGCCUGCGACGAGUGCGCAUCCGGACACGGAGGUAUAGAGGCAGGCUGCCCGCCAUGUCGCUGCGGCGUGGCGGCUCUGAACGACGCGUGCGACGCUACCAGUGGGGCGUGCACGUGCGCGCCCGGCGCCGCACCGCCAUCUUGCGAAGCCUGCCUCCCCGAGUACUAUAACCUCAACGUCACCGGCUGCAGUGGUUGUAAUUGCUCCAAGUUGGGCGCCGAGAGCAACGUGUGUGACAUACGGACCGGACAGUGUCGGUGCAGGCAGCACGUGACAGGCCGCGCUUGCGACACCUGCGAGAUAGGUUACUGGGGCCUGCAGCAGGGUGGAUGUCGGCGGUGCGAGUGCGGCGCGGGGGCGGCCGCCUGCGACCCAGUCACGGGGAUGUGCGCGUGCGCAACCGGCGUCGGUGGAGCGCAGUGUGACCACUGCCUGCCCGGCUAUUACGGAUUCAGACCUGCGGGGUGCUUACCAUGUCCGAAGUGCUCGGACGGCAAGGUGUGCUCCCCGGACACCGGACAGUGCGUGUGUCCGCCUCGCUCGCGGGGCCCCGGUUGCCGGCAGUGCGCGCCCGGAUACUGGUCCAAACAAAACGGCUGUCAGCCCUGUCGAUGCGGCGCUGGUGCUAUAUUCAAUCAGUGCGACCCGGUAUCAGGGCAGUGCAAGUGUCGGCUCGGGUGGACGGGUGUGGGGUGCGAGCGGUGUGCGAAUGGCCACUUUGGGCCGCGAUGCCGCCCGUGCGACUGCUCCCUUGCCGGCACACGACGCUGCGAGAAUGGCACGUGUGGCUGCGACGAGAAUGGACGAUGUAAAUGCAAGGAAAACGUGGUAGGUGACAAAUGCGACCGCUGCCUGGACGGCACGUUCGGACUGUCGGAACACAACCCCGCCGGGUGCACGGCGUGCUUCUGCUUCGGGCGCGCGGCGCACUGCUCGCAGGCGGCGCUCACCAGGUCUGCGCUGCACAUGGCCGCGCCGCACCACAUCACGCUGCUAAGGGGCGACGACCAAAUCACCACGAUGGACCAGGCGUCUCCCCUGGCUAUCCACACGCACUCCCCUGACGCAACCAUCUCCUUACCCUGGCCCCCUGUACCGGUGUACGUGGAGCUGGAUAAAAGGUUCCUCGGCGACCGCCUCACCUCCUACGGUGGAGAACUGCGGUUCACCGUGGAAGAGGAAGGUGGUGAGGAGUUGCCGCUCGAGACCAGGCGACGAUUCCCACUCGUCCUCUUGUAUAGCAAAGACAUCGUGUUGGAACAAUUUGAGCGUAUAGCAGCCAAGAACGGCACGUACUCGGUACGGCUGUACGAGUCGCUGUGGCACGUGCGUGACCGCGGCGGGUUGGCCAGCCGGUCCGCCAUCAUGGUGGUCCUCGAGAAACUCGACCGGAUCCUACUGAGGGUCACCACCAGAGCGCCCACUGCCAGGGACAAUGUGCAUGCACUUUUGCUGAACGUUUCAAUGGACACAGCCAUCCCUGGACUGAGUCGCUCCGAGCCCGCACUGGGCGUGGAGCGUUGCGCAUGCAGUUCCGAAUUCGCGUCCAACUCGUGCCAGCGGCCAGCGCGAGGGUACUGGCUGCCGCAGAUCCGUCAGAACAUCCACCUGAGGGACGGCGUCAUUAUCAUCACGCUUGAUGGUCAAGCGCAGCCUUGUAACUGCAAUGGACGAGCUACCGCCUGCGACCCUGUCACUGGUGACUGUUUGAACUGCACGGAUGGUACGGGCGGGGCGCGGUGUUCUGAGUGCGCGGCGGGGCACUACGGCUCGCCGCCGGUGUGCCGGCCGUGUCCGUGCGCGCCGCACGCCGCCGCCGGCUGCCGGCUGCACGCCGGACGGAUGCACUGUAUCUGCAGACCAGGGUACGCGGGAGCAGAAUGCUCGUCGUGCGCGGCGGGGUGGCGGCGCACGAGCUCGGGCGCGUGCGAGGCGUGCGCGUGCGACGCGCGCGGCGCAGAGAGCGCGGCGUGCGACGCGCGCGGCCGCUGCAAGUGUCGCGCGCACGCCGCCGGGCCCGCCUGCGAGCGCUGCCUCGCGCGCCGCACCUACAUGGCCAGCGACGGCUGCACCGCUUGCGACAACUGCACGCAAACGCUACUAGAUGCGAUCGAAGAAUUAACCGGAAAUCUACGAAAAGAAGCCAACCCCACCGAACUAAGCCGAAUACCGAGACCGUUUCCAGCAUUGUUGGAGUUUGCUCACAACUCUUCCAUUCUCGGCACUCAACUAGAAAGCUUAAGAACGAACGCAACACAAUUGCAAUAUAUAGAAAACUCUAUAGCUAGACUAGAAAGUGAUGAACAUAAAGUCUUUACAGAAAUAAACGAUUUGCAACAGGAAGCUUCUAAAAGGGAAAGAGAUACACAAGCUCUGAGCCUGGAAAGCACAAAUAAGUUAGAAGACAUUAUAAAACUAAGAAGGCGAAUAGGAGAACAGGUAGCAGCUUUGAAUGAAUUUGCAAAAGGCGAGAGACACCUCAGCGCGCAUAAAGCCAUAAAAGAAGCUAGGAAGCUUCUGAGACAAAUUAAUGAGAUUAAAUUGAUCGAUUACAUUGGAACAGCAAAUGAUGUAUUUAAUACGGCACAUCUCCAAUCAACUUCAGUGAAAGAGAUUGACUACCUCAUGGAUGAUACGUACAAACGUCUACGGACACUGCAGAACGCAUUAGCAGAGUGGGAGCGCAAGGCUGAGGAUGUAACACGACUGGCAGACACGGUAUGGACCGCGGGGGAUGCUGUCACAGCUCUGAGCAAUGAUAUACGCCCUAGGCUGGCCGUCGUCAGAGAUACUGGAUUGAGGUGCAGGCUUAUAUUGGAGGAUAUAGCGUCGCUUUCUGCUAGCAACCUUACCGACGAGUCAGCUACCGCAAUCUUCAGAAGUCAAGCCCAGACCAUGAAGUUCCCAAGCUUGGCAGCAGAACUAGAAACUCUCACCGCAGCUGCAGAGGAGAAGGAGGGAAUCCUUUACAACCUGACUCCAGUUUAUCGACAGAAAUAUUUGAACAACGCAGAACGACACGUCGCUAUGUUAGGCGAAAAAGCUAAAGAGUACAAGAGACUGUUCGCGGGCACGCGUGCUGCCGCAUCGCUGGGCGUGUCAGCGGCGCACGCGUGGUCGGCGGUAGCGGAGGCAGUGAGCGCCGCGUCAGCUGCUGCCAAUGCCGCCCUCGCGACUGCGACCGCCGCCGCCUCGCUGACACGAGGACCCGACCCCAUGCUGCGCUCCGCCGCCGCCGGAAUGAAGUCCUCACAUAAAUUGAAACAAAGGGGCGCCGCUGUGCUAGCUAAAGCUGACGAACUUCGCACACAACUAGAUCGUCUUAUCCACGAAGCAGACCUAGUGAGCGUAUCACUGCGAGGCCUCGGCUGGCAGGAACAGGAAUUGGGAAUAAUGCCACAAGCGAACGUGGCCGCUACGUUGGCGGCUGCUGGGAAGCAGGCGGACCGCGUCUUUGCUACCACUAGGGCAUUAUACGACGAGGCUGCGGAAUUACGAAGGCGAGUGCAGUACCAGAUGCGCAGGCAGUUAUUGGAGCUGCAGCGACACGGGGAUACAGCACUUGGAGCCGCUCAAGAACAUGUGUCUCAGAUCCGUGGCAACAUGGAGCGCGGCGCGGAGGUGGUGGCGGCGCUGGAGGGUGCGGCGGCAGCGCGCAGCCGCGAGCAGGCCGAGCGCGGCGCCGCGCUGUCACCUGCCCUGCGACAGCUCGCGGCAAGUGCGGCGCGCGCGCACCAUGCCGCUGCAUCUAUCGCUGUGUCGUUGUCAUCGCGCGGCGAGGCGGGCCCGGGGUGUGCGCGCGCGUACUGGGCGGCGGGCGCGCGUGCAGCCGUGUCACGGCUGGCGCUAGCAGUUUCGUUCGAGCGCCACGUGCGACCCGGCACGCUGCUCUACCUGCGAGAUGACGCCGACCAAGACUCGCCGCAUGAAAAGGAGAAAUAUUUGCAUCUGAGUGUAGAAGAUAAACAUCUACAUGUGAGUUGGGACUUGGGUGACGGGCCUGGGUUCUUGCGACACCCUCAGGAGCUGCAGCCGGCGCAAGACGACAUCGACCAUGCCACCUACAGGAUCGAACUCGACAGGGUGUGGAACAGAGUAGAGCUGCGCGUGGAGCGUACGGGCGCGGGCGCGGUGACUGCCAGCAACAGCAGCGGGCCCGCUGCGGUCACGCUGCGUGCGUCGCGCGUGUGGCUGGGCGCGCCGCCCCCCGCGCCCCCCCGCGGCCCCCCCGCGCCCCCUCCGUCGCCGUCCGGCCUGCCCGGCUGCGUGCACGCGCUCUCCAGCGACGACAACUCCAUCGGACUUUGGAACUUCGUGGAGCAGCCGAAGGAAGCUCAGUGCACCGGCUGCACCCAGAGAUGGGUGGGGGGUCGCGGCGGCGCGGGGGGCGCGGGUGGCGCGGCGCUGGCGCGGUUCGGCGGCGGGUACGUGGAGCUGCGGCGGGCGGCGCCGCGCGCGCCCGACCGCCGCCACUUCAGCCUCGCCUUCACCUUCCGCACCACCGACCCCGACGCGCUGCUCUUCAUGGCGCUGGACGCCGGCAACAACCGGUCGGUGUGCGUGCGGCUGGAGGCGUGCCGCGUGGUGUUCGCGGUGCAGUACGGCGGCGCGCGGCUGCGCAUCGCCGCCGCCGGCCGCCACUGCGACGGCCGCCCCGCGCACGUGCAGGCCAUCCGCGUCUUCGCCUCCAACAACCUCGAGAAAGGCAGCCUGCGCGUGAACGGCGAGGAGACGCUGGGAUCACCAUCUCCACCGGUGCAGACGCCGGACGCGCUGCCGGAUCUAGCCGGAGCGCCAUACUGGCUGGGCGGUCUGCCGCCGGAACGCCGGCCUGGGACUGUUCCAGCCCUGCGCGGCUGUCUUGGUGCAGUCUCCGUCGACAGGGAGGCCUAUGAUCUUAUGGACACCCCCGCCAGGGAUGGUGUCGAGCCCUCGUGUGGAGCCACGGCGGUGCGGGCGGUGGUGGUGGAGGGGGCGGGGUUCGUGGAGGUGCGGCAGGCGGCGUGGCGGCGGCGCGGCGCGCUGGGCGUGUCGCUGCGCGCGCGCGCGCCCGCCGGCCUGCUGCUGCUGGCCGCGCCCGCGCCAACACACCGCCUCCUGCUGCGACUCGUCGAAGGUGAACUAGAAGUGAUAGCGGCAGCGGGUAAAGAUGAACUGCGGCUGCGUACCAACGGUACAAGGUUUGAUGACCGCCGCCUGCAUACUGUACGUCUGAUACGCGCACACAAACAGCUAGAACUCUGGGUGGACGAUGCGAGGCUGGCACAUGGUCCUUUCUCGGGUUCAGCAUUCCCUGCUCGUGACGACGGUUUCUUCAUAGGUGGCGUCGAUAAAGAGACCGCCAGAAGUAUGUCCAAGGACCUCACUGUUGGGUUCACGGGGACCAUUGCUGACGUCAUCGUCGAUGGACAGUUGAUAGGACUGGAGGACAACGUGCGAAGUGUGGGCGCAGCUCUGGGCCGUGCGGAGCCCGAGCCACGUGCGGAGCCGCGGGUGCCGCCCCGGGCGCUGCAGCGGCCGCCGCCCGCCGCCGGCUGCUCCCAGUCUGCGUCGUACACGGUGGAGGCGGGCGCGCUGAAGUUCGGCGACGCUGCCGGCAGCCACGCCACGCUGCGGCUGGGCGCGCGCGGCGGCGGCCAGCUGGCCGUCUCGCUGCAGUUCCGCACGUUCGCCCCGGACGGCGUGCUGCUGCUAGCGCCGGGUUCGAAAACGAAGCCGAAGCAUUACACGGUGUUGUUAGUGCGCGAGGGCAAGCUGGUGUUGAUAGUGCGCGGACGCAAGCGGCGCGAGUUUUCACUCGCCGCGUUCGUUGCCGACGGCACCUGGAGAACUGUAUCUGUACGAGCGAGUCGGAACCGCGUGACGCUGUGGAGCGAGGGGGAGACUGCCGGGGGCGCAGCCUCCGCGGCACACGCGCGCCGCCUGCACCUCGGUGGCCUACCGCCGCCACCUGCUCUACCACACCUGCCUGCUGCGGUGCGGCGCUGGGCGCGGCUGGUGGGGUGCGUGCGGCGCGUGCGCGUGCGCGGGCACGCGCUGGACGUGGCGCGCGAGGCCGCGCUGCACGCCGUCGGACAGUGCUUCCCGCGCGUCGAGCGCGCCGCAUACUUCGCAGGUGAUGCGUACGCAACGUGGUCAUCAUCGCAUACAUUAUGGGACGAGGGUGAAGUGCUUGAAAUACGUCUACAAUUUCGCACGUCCGAGCCAAACGGAGUACUGUUUGCAGUCGACGAUCUCAUACUCGAGCUGAAAGACGGCGUUGUGGUGCUGUCUCGCGGCGAGGAGGUGGUGGAGUGGGGCGGCGCGAUGUGUGACGGCGCGUGGCACGAGGCGGAGGCGCGCGCGUCCGGCGGCGCGCUGUGGCUCGCCACCGACCGCGGGCCGGCGCUGCGGGCCGCGCGCCGCGCGCUGCUCGCUGACCGGCCGCGCCCCACGCCGCGCGCGCCGCUGCACCUCGCCGGCCUGCCCGGUACUCUCUCUCUCUCUCUCUCUCUCUCUCUCGCCCCCGACCGCGGGCCGGCGCUGCGGGCCGCGCGCCGCGCGCUGCUCGCCGACCGGCCGCGCCCCACGCCGCGCGCGCCGCUGCACCUCGCCGGCCUGCCCGGUACUCUCUCUCUCUCUCUCUCUCUCUCUCUCUCUCUCGCCGCCGACCGCGGGCCGGCGCGCGGCGCCGCGCGCGCGCGCGCCGCCGACCGGCCGCCCGGUACUCUCUCUCUCUCUCUCUCUCUCUCUCCACGACCGCGCGCGCGCGCCGCUGCACCUCGCCGGCCUGCGCGCGCACCUCUCUCGGUACUCUCUCUCUCUCUCUCUCUCUCUCUCGCCCCCGACCGCGGGCCGGCGCUGCGGGCCGCGCGCCGCGCGCUGCUCGCCGACCGGCCGCGCCCCACGCCGCGCGCGCCGCUGCACCUCGCCGGCCUGCCCGGUACUCUCUCUCUCUCUCUCUCUCUCUCUCGCCACCGACCGCGGGCCGGCGCUGCGGGCCGCGCGCCGCGCGCUGCUCGCCGACCGGCCGCGCCCCACGCCGCGCGCGCCGCUGCACCUCGCCGGCCUGCCCGGUACUCUCUCUCUCUCUCUCUCUCUCUCGCCCCCGACCGCGGGCCGGCGCUGCGGGCCGCGCGCCGCGCGCUGCUCGCCGACCGGCCGCGCCCCACGCCGCGCGCGCCGCUGCACCACGCCGGCCAGCCCGGGCCGGCGCUGCGGGCGGCGCGCCGCGCGCUGCUCGCCGACCGGCCGCGCCCCACGCCGCGCGCGCCGCUGCACCUCGCCGGCCUGCCCGAUGGCGACACUGGUGACAAUACGCGAGAGAACUUCAAAGGCUGCAUGCGGGAGGUGACGGUCGGCGGACAGAAGCGCGACUGGACCGAGAUGGAGACCCUGCACAAUGUACUUCUAGACUCGUGCCCGGUGCAGCAGUGACCAUACAUCAUAACUAUAGUCGGCAAGACGGCUACAUGACCCUAUCGAAUCAUCGAGAAAAUCCAAGAUCUAUAAGUUUCUCCAUAUAUUUAACCAUUUAACAGACAUAACCAGUUAAAUCUGCUACUGUUAAUGAUGACAAAAUUAGACCAGACCAUGUGUUUAGACAAGUCUGGACUAGUUUAAAAGAUCAGAUGGCACUAUUUUUUGAUGCUACACGAUCUAUAUCCCAGGCUGCUACUUAAGACGUCUUGUACUCAAGACAUCAGACCCUAAAAGGGACUUAACUCAUCUAAAUCAUGACGUAAUUGAUCUAAGAAACAUCAAGAAAUUUCAAAAAAUGUUGUAUAGGAAUAAUUUCCAAAAUAUUUAGCUGGGCUAGAAAUUAUUGCACAACGUCGAUUAUCUAAAAGAACUAUUAAAGACUGACGUAGAGAAGUCACAAUCUUUUAGAGACGUGAACGCAUGGCCGAUUCAC